Messenger RNA from Tachysurus fulvidraco (yellow catfish), 2812 nucleotides. RefSeq names its product sialidase-3-like. Bases 1169 to 2344 code for a protein of 391 amino acids. Gene Ontology annotation, cellular component: cytoplasm; lysosome; membrane. NCBI's taxonomy places the organism in Eukaryota, Metazoa, Chordata, Actinopteri, Siluriformes, Bagridae. The record is from RefSeq and is a predicted model, not a curated record. Gene Ontology annotation, molecular function: exo-alpha-sialidase activity. The transcript has 3 exons. Gene Ontology annotation, biological process: oligosaccharide catabolic process; ganglioside catabolic process.
UAUGUAAUUGACUAUAGAAAUGAAAAACUGAUACCUAAAACUGAUAUUACAGUAGCCAGUCUUAACAAUUUACGUGAUUUGGCUCUUCUUGUUGAUUUCAUUUUUUAAAUUUCUUCGCAUGGUAAGCAAACACAUUUACAUCCAUUAUUGGUGUGCAGAAAGCAGAAACCUGAAUACCGGUGUGCUAGGGUUAAUACGGUAGUUCACGUUGACCAAAACAGACAAGAAAACGCGUUUUGGAAAAAACAUUUUCGGCAAUCACAGACAUUCGCAUUCAGACGGGAUUAGAUUUCUCAGAGGAGCGCCGAUUUAGCUGAAAAACAGUAGGUAAUUUGCUCUGCAAUUUUUACACAGGUCGUAUGAGAAAAAGACAGACAUGGCAGAUUCGGACGGGAUUAAAAUAACAAAGUAAGUCUGUGAAACUGAAAUUUCUCUAACGACCCCCUGUAAAACUAGUCCCGUCCGAAUAGGGCUUUAGUUGGAAGAUAAGGGGAAUUCAGACUCGUGGUGAGGUCGUUGAAAUUAAACAGAAGGGGGCGCCGUGUAGCACUUUUCUGUUCUGGUUAACUAUUUUUAUGUAUUCGUAUAACCAGAUUAUUCUUAUGUUCACAAAAGGUGCAUAUUAUUAUUCACAUCACAAUACUGUACUUAGACAGAAGUGCAUGACAAGGAUAAAUUCUAUACAAACUUCUCAAAUGAACCUUUUUGAAUUAUUAGACAUACAUUUACAGCAUUUAGCAGACACCUUUAUCCAGAGCGACUUCUUUUUUUCAUACAACUGAGCAAUUAAGGGUUAAGGGCCUUAUUCAGGGGCCCAGCAGUGGCAGAUUUGUGGACCUGGAUUCUAACUCACAACCGUCUGAUUUGUAGCCCAACACCUACCACAUCCCAUACAAUACAUACAAUAUUUAUAUGCUAAUAAUCAUGUUUUCCUCCAUAUAUUGGAGGAAAUAAAAUAUAUAACGUUAAACUAAUUUAAAGACAUGUGACUUCGGGGGACUACAUUUCCCAUAAUGCAAUGGGUCAGCGAUUUCCAGACUGAGUACAAAGGUCUCCUCAUAUAUCUAUAAGAGGUCUCCUGACCGAAGAAGCGCACCAUCUAGGAAAGGGAUGCACUUAUUUCCAGGGAUUUCAGAACAGCGUGACAGAUAUUGCAUCAUCUGGAGAAAUGGAUAACGGAACAUCAAGAAGCGACUCCUAUACACUCCAAGCAGAGCCACCAAAAACCACUUUGUUUAGUAAAGAGCCAAGCGGUAUAACUUACAGAAUCCCAGCUUUAAUCUACAUUAACGAAACACAAACAUUUCUUGCUUUUGCUGAGAAAAGAACAUCAGCAGAUGAUUCUGACGCCACUCUCCUGGUCAUGAGGAGGGGUGCACAGCAGAAUGGGUCUAUUCAGUGGUCACCUGUUCAGGAGCUUGACGCUGCCUGUCUGCCUGGACAUCGCACUAUGAACCCGUGUCCGGUCUAUGAGAAAGAGUCUAAGACUCUCUUUCUGUUCUUUAUCUGUGUGUUGGGUAAGACUACCGAACAUCGCCAGAUUCGCACUGGUAAGAACAAGGCUCGGUUGUGUUACAGUACUAGCAAGGACAAUGGGCAGAAUUGGAGCAGCACAGUAGACUUGACGGAAAGCGUAAUUGGACAUGAGAUUAGAAACUGGGCCACGUUUGCUGUUGGACCUGGUCACGGCAUUCAGAUGAAGAAUGGUAGACUCGUCAUUCCUGCUUAUGUCUAUUAUAUUCAUCGAUGGCUCUUCCUCUUUAAUAUUCCAUUAUGUGUAAAAUCCCAUGCUUUUGCUUUCUAUAGCGAUGAUUGUGGGACCACAUGGUAUUUUGGAGAAAGAGUACGUACUGAGUCUUGUGAAUGUGAGAUGGCAGAGAUUGUAGAACAGAAUUCCAGAAGCAAGCUAUACUGCAAUGCACGCAGCACUAAAGGUCAAAGAGUCGAGGCUUUGAGCGAGAGCAGUGGAGCAGCAUUUGAUAAACCUCAUUUUGCACCGAAGUUAGUAGAACCCUGUCAUGGAUGCCAGGGUAGUGUGGUGAGUUUUGAUGCACCUGAAGAACAAGAGAACUGUUUAACACCAAAUACAAAGACUUGGCUCCUUUAUUCCCAUCCAACUGCCAGAAUACAGAGAAAUGAUCUUGGGAUAUAUUUAAACAAGUCUCCUCUUAGUGCCUCUGGUUGGAGCGAACCGUGGAUCAUCCAUCAUGGCCCAUGCGGGUACUCAGAUCUCACUCUGUGCGAGAAGCCCAAGUUCUUUGCUUGCUUAAUGGAAUGUGGGAAGAAGAGUGAAAAAAUAGCCUUUGUAGAGUUUUCCCUCAGUGAUAUCAUGAACAAUCAUUAGCUAUGUAUACAGGACUAAUAUGCAGCUGUACAGAUGUAUCCAGAUGUAGAUGUAUCAGCAUCACAGCAACGUAAAUACAUUCUGGCGAUGUCCAAUAUCCACAUUAACACAGAAGAGACUAUGACUUAUGUUUAUAUUGUAGUCCUAGAUAAUCAAUUGAAAAAAAACUCGGACAUAAUUAGUCUUUAUAUUUCAGAUAUAGUUACUGAAAUGUAUGAGAUCUGCAUGUGAAUGUAGCCAUUGAUGGGAGAAAAAGCAAAACAAUAAGAUGUUCAUGGCAUAUUGAGCAAAAACUUUUUUUUUACUGUUAUUUAUCAGUGCCAAUGAUAUCAAAUCCAUAUUUCUGUAAUCAUAAAAAAAAAAAAUUACGUAAACAAAAGUAUUAAUGUAAGAUGUACAGAAAUAAACAAGUUUCAACUAUAACUUGAAAAAUCUAUUUCCUUUAAUUAAUAAAAGGGAUCGAAUUCU